AUGGGAUCAUGUAGGUUCAGCGCCCGUGAGUUCCGACAGGAAAAUACUCCUAGGAUUAGCUCAUUAAGGCGAAUCUUACUGGAAUUGAAGACUCUGAAAAUGGAGGAUGUAGAUGCAGAGUUUGGCCCAGUGCGCAAAUCGCUGCAAAAAGUUGAUUCUGACAGAAUUGUACAGGACGCUUCUGUGGACCACGAACAACAAGCAUUUCUAAGAAAAAUUCGACUAGUAACGGGCGACAAAGCCUUGUCCAAGUCGCAUUCUUUGCAACCAGAUAAUUCUAGAAACACUCAAGAGGAAGAUAAUCAGAAAAGCUCUCUGACCGUCAAACGAUCUCGAUCAGGCUCUGACGAUGAUACAUCAUCUUCUCACCCCAAAUCGGCCAAGAUUUGCGAUCCUAGCUAUUCUCAAUUCCAAUUACAUCUGCUCAAGCAGUUAAAUAACAGCUUGCCAGCAGAUAGCACACGCCUUCCAAGUUUUGUUCAUGAGGCUUCCAAGGAAAUUGAACGUAUACUCAAACAAGCCAUUAUACAAAAGGAGAGUCAUUCGGCUAUUUUAGUAGGUCCCAGAUCUCAUUACAAGACUGCCGUUAUCAACCAUCAUAUAUCGUUGUUGAACCGAAGAUUUGGACAGCAAUUUGUUACUCUCAGGCUGAAUGGUUUGAUUCACACGGAGCAAGCUGCUAUUAACAGCAUUGCAUAUCAACUAGAAUCUCGGUUGCAAAAACUGCAUGGCAACAGAGGCUCCGAUUUCCAGAUAAGUGCGGGCUCCCUUACAGAGGUCUUUGAAAAGAUUCUGCGAUUGAUUGACACUACAACGGUUCAAAAUACAAGUGCUUCAACUACCUCUCGAGACGAAAAAAUAUCCGUCGUAUUCAUUUUUGAUGAAAUAGAUACAUUUGCUGGCCCUCUCAGACAAACGCUACUGUACAAUCUUUUUGACAUGGUCGAGCAUGCUCGGGUACCUGUCUGUAUUUUAGGCUGUACAACGAAAAUGAAUGUUGUUGAGCAUUUGGAAAAGAGAGUAAACAGCCGAUUUUCUCAGCGUGUAAUUUACAUGCCUGUAGUGAAAACUUUGAAGAGUUUCCUCAGAGCAGUCGAAGAACAAUUAACAGUGGAUAUUCCUAACGAAUGCGCAGUGCAAUGGAAUCGAAACCUGAAGAACAACCUACAAAACGAGACUUCUGGUUUUUUUAAAUUAGUCAGGAACAACUACGAAACGUUCAGAUCUAUUGUUCAGUUGAAAAACAGUCUGUAUGGACUCUUAGCAAAGGAGAGAUCCCUCGAAGCUGUGAUCGAUGGCAUCAACACGUGCAAGUCGAUUUAUGCUUAUAACCAGAAUCAGCUCGAAAAUUCGUUGAGCGCAAAAGUGAAGUCAUUGUCUGAUCUCGAGCUUGCCAUGGUCAUUGCGGCUGGCAGAGUUUCGCUCAAGACAGGUGAUAAUGUAAAUUUCAACCUCACGUAUGCAGAAUAUUCGGAUAUGGUGAAGGAAACUAAUAAAAGAAUGCCAAUUAUUCCACAAGCCACCGGCACCUCAUUAAUGCUCGAAAGUACGCUUCGAGUGUGGAAUAAACAAGAUGCCAAGAAUGUGUGGGAAAACUUGACAGACUUGGAUUUUCUUGCUGAGAAGGGCUCAAUUGGUCUUAGAAUCUCCGCUUUGGCAGCGUUCCAGGCCAGUAACUAUCACACCACGGGGACAAUUAUCCCAUUUGACCUGCGAACGUAUCAAAUGCAGAUAAAUCUUCAAGAGCUGCGACGCACGGUGCCAAAGUCUUCCAUAUACUACAGUUGGACACAACUAUGA
Lachancea nothofagi CBS 11611 is the source of this 1800-nucleotide messenger RNA. NCBI's taxonomy places the organism in Eukaryota, Fungi, Ascomycota, Saccharomycetes, Saccharomycetales, Saccharomycetaceae. The record is from the annotation of a GenBank genome assembly.